Molecule: messenger RNA, 1387 nt
Organism: Neltuma alba
Lineage: Eukaryota; Viridiplantae; Streptophyta; Magnoliopsida; Fabales; Fabaceae
Product: disease resistance protein RML1B-like
Exons: 6
Coding region: 209-1387 (392 amino acids)
Biological process (GO): defense response
Molecular function (GO): ADP binding
Source: RefSeq, a predicted model, not a curated record
UGCUUUAAUCCAAUCUACAAAUCUCUCUGGAUGGGAUUCCCACAGUACCAGACCUGAAUUCAAACUUAUUGAAGAGAUUGUCAAGGAUAUUUUGAGGAAGUUGAACUAUGUGUCAUCAUCUCAUCUUGAAGGACUCAUUGGUAUUGCUCGACAUGUUAGAAACAUUCAGAGGCUUCUAAUUGAGGCCCGCAUUGUGGGAAUAUGGGGUAUGGGUGGUGCUGUAGUGGCAGAUUUAACCAAGGUACUUGAUUGGUUUGGAGAAGGAAGUAGAAUUAUUAUCACAUCAAGGGACAUGCAAGUGCUGAAGAAUGCUUUUACGACAUUUUCAGCAUAUCAUGUUCUGGAUUUGAAUUUUGAAGAUGCUUUUCAUCUCUUCAAUUUGAAAGCAUUCAAGCGAGAUGAGCCAUCUAAGGGUUACAUGGAGUUAUCAAAAUCAGUAGUGAAAUAUUGUCACGGAAACCCAUUAGCCCUAGUAGUGCUGGGUUGCUUCCUUUAUGGCAGACAAAAAGAAGAGUGGGAAAGUGCUUUGGAAAAACUAAGUCAAGCUCCACCCAAGGACAUUGUUGAUGUUCUGAAGUUGAGUUUCGAUGGACUUGAUGACAAACAGCAAAAUGUGUUUCUUGACCUGGCAUUCUUAAUCAAGCAAGGAGUUCAUAUUUCUUUGAACCUAUUGAGACAAUUAUAUUGUUCUUCUAUGUAUAUUGAGAUAAGUGUUCUAAGAGAAAAGUCCCUCGUUUCAUUUAAUGAUCAUAAUGAUUUCAUUGAGAUGCAUGAUCUUCUGAGGGAAAUGGGCCUUGAAAUUUCAAGCCAACAAUUAUUCUCUGGUCGUAAAACACAUGUUCGACUAUGGAGGCAUGAGGGCAUUUAUCACUUUUUCCACAAUGACCAGGCGAUUGAGGCAAUUCGAUGCAUGUCGUUGGAUGCAAGCAAGAUAGAAAGCAUCACAUUGACGGCUAGUAAUUUUCGAAGGAUGCAUUAUUUAAUGUCCCUUCAAGUUUACAAGUCAGAUUGGGGGAAGCCUUCAAAGUUGAAUAUUUGCGAACCGUUGGAUUAUCUUUCUAAAGAAUUAAGGUUUCUUAGUUGGGCAGAAUAUCCACUACCAUCUGUGCCAUUACAAUUUUGUGCUGAAAAUCUCAUUAAACUUCAUUUGCCUGACAGUAAUAUCCAACAGCUUGGGGAUCAGCAAUUUCCAAAUCUAAGGAGAAUAAAUCUACAGUAUUCAAAAAAUCUCAGGGCACUCCCAGAUUUGUCUCAAACCCCUAAGAUUGAAAGUAUGAUUCUUCAUGGUUGCGGGAAGUUAGGCCAAAUCCAUUCUUCGACUAUCCCGAAACAGAAUGUCUAUUUAUUUAUAGAAGAUUGUGGGCCGAUGCAGAUAAAUUUCAUCUAG